UUAUCUUAUUUUUAUCUUUUUUCGACACGUACUAUUAACUACGCAAUUUUGAUAAAAUCGUCUUGACACAUGAUAACAUGUGACACUAAGAGGUCACAGAUAUCAGAUAUAUACACACACAGACAUUAGUCAAUCUGCGUCAUGUUUAGUACAGUUCAACGUGUAAAAUUGAUGAACACAGACACAUUUGAGAGGUGAAAUACUAUUUGCAAGUAGUGGUAAGAGUGUUCUAGUAUAGUAAGCAAUAGUACAAAAAUAUGCAAUAUGGCAAUUUUAACACCAGCUAAAAGGGCUCUGAGAAAAGAGAUCAAGGAUAUUCUUAAAAACAUAAGCAUAGAAGAAAGAAAGGAGCAAUCUGCAAUCGUGUUUAAAAAGCUGUGUCAUUUGAAGCAAUAUCAGGAGAGCACGAGAAUUUCCUUGUACUUGAGUACUACGGAUGAAAUCGAUACUCUGCCAAUCUUGAAAGACAUAUUCGAUAGGGGAAAAGAAGCAUUUGUACCACAGUAUCAUGGAAAAACUAUGGAAAUGGUGAAACUUAAGUCCAUGAAGGAUUACGAGGCAUUGCCACUGACAAAAUGGAACAUUAAACAACCAAGCGCUACUGAGCAUCGUGAAAACGCAUUAGAAACAGGUGGAUUAGAUUUAGUAAUUUUACCAGGUGUUGCUUUCACAAUAAAUGGAAAACGUUUGGGGCAUGGAAUGGGUUACUACGACAAGUACUUAAAAAGAUGUUUCAAAAAUCAGACGAUAAGGCCAUAUCUAGUUGCAGUUGGAUUUAAAGAACAAAUACAAGAAGACAUUCCUGUUAAUGAAAAUGAUGUACCUGUUGACAUCGUACUUACGGGACAAUAAAUAAUGUAAUAAAAAAAAUAUGCAACUUUA
This is a messenger RNA of Monomorium pharaonis (pharaoh ant), 882 nucleotides long. It is a transcript of the gene Mthfs, whose product is annotated as 5-formyltetrahydrofolate cyclo-ligase. NCBI's taxonomy places the organism in Eukaryota, Metazoa, Arthropoda, Insecta, Hymenoptera, Formicidae. Gene Ontology annotation, molecular function: 5-formyltetrahydrofolate cyclo-ligase activity. Gene Ontology annotation, biological process: tetrahydrofolate interconversion; folic acid-containing compound biosynthetic process. The transcript is spliced from 4 exons. Bases 265 to 852 code for a protein of 195 amino acids. Gene Ontology annotation, cellular component: mitochondrion. The record is from RefSeq and is a predicted model, not a curated record.